Messenger RNA from Drepanopeziza brunnea f. sp. 'multigermtubi' MB_m1, 456 nucleotides. The record is from RefSeq and is a predicted model, not a curated record. Lineage: Eukaryota; Fungi; Ascomycota; Leotiomycetes; Helotiales; Drepanopezizaceae.
AUGCUUUUUAAGCAGGUAACUCAGUCUAGUGGAAUCGUUAAGCGCGGCCGAAGCCGUCUAAGAGAGAAUCUUUUCUUUGCCUUAGUUAUUGCUGCUGCUGCAGCUGCGGCGGCUGCGGCGGCUAUACUACGCACUCUCACCCCCGAAGCUUCGCCCUCUCUUUUAGACCCUCUUACUAAGCGCUUGCUUAUGCUAACGACCGUCAAGGCCUUAAACAACUGCACUGCUGCUUCUGCCGCUGCUAACACCGCUUUCGAUAACUUCCUCGCCUUAGAUGCUGCUUUUUCAAGAGGUGUUGCUAGUGGUGCGGGCGGUCUAGCGAGUAGAAGUGGAGGUUUUAAAAGUAGUCCCGGUGGCCUUGCAAGUUUUGCUCCUGCUCUUAGGACCUUCAAUUUGAAUGUGGCCCCUGUUGGAUUGAAUGGUCCUGUGGCAGCGCUCCGAGUCGGUGGCUCUUAA